Molecule: messenger RNA, 1965 nt
Organism: Psilocybe cubensis
Lineage: Eukaryota; Fungi; Basidiomycota; Agaricomycetes; Agaricales; Agrocybaceae
Exons: 11
Coding region: 1-1965 (654 amino acids)
Molecular function (GO): oxidoreductase activity, acting on CH-OH group of donors; flavin adenine dinucleotide binding
Source: RefSeq, a predicted model, not a curated record
AUGCAGUCAACUGCGAUAUUGCUGGUGUCUGUUGUUUUCUAUCUAGGAAUUAUACAACUUGCGUUGGGAGUUAUCAUCACAGAUCCUUCACAGAUUGCUGGUACCAGUCCUUUUGACUACAUAAUUGUUGGAGGUGGAACUGCCGGUUUUGUCGUGGCAAAUCGUCUGACCGAAAACUCUACGAUCAGAGUUUUAGUUCUGGAAGCCGGUAUAGGGGAUGAAGGAGUUUUAGAGAUGCCUAUACCCUUCAUGGGCCCGAUUCUUACUCCUGAAACACAAUUUGGAUGGAAUUACACUGUCGCACCACAGAUCGGACUGGAUAAUCGAGUAUUUUCAUACCCGCGAGGCCGAGUCCUAGGAGGCUGUAGUGCUGUCAAUUAUUUAAUACAUCAAUUUGGCACGGACGAAGAUUGGAAUAGAAUCGCAAAUUUGACGUCGGAUCCAAAUUGGUCUUGGACAAAUAUGAAGCAAUACGUACAAAAGUACGAGAAUCUCGUCCCUCCCCUCGACGGUCAUAACACUACUGGACAAUUUAUUCCCUCACUUCAUGGUUUCAGUGGAAUGGUUGCGGCGAGCCUCCCAGCUCUCAAUGUUACUAUCGACUCUCGCGUUAUGGCCACUCUUGGGCAACAAUCAGAGUUUAAGUACAAUGAGGACACAGUAGGUGGCGAUCAGAGUCCUCUUGGAAUAGGUUUCAUUCAAUCCAGCACUGGGGGAGGCGUUCGAAGCAGUUCAUACACUGCCUAUUACCUUACUGCAGCGACUCGACCAAAUCUCGUUGUAUUGACUUCAGUUAUGGUCACCAACAUCGUCCAAACCGGAACGACAUCUGCAGGACUUAAGGCCUUUCGCAGUGUACAGUUUGUUCAGGGCCCUGGAUUUCCUCCAAUCACGAUCAAUGCAACACGAGAAGUAAUCCUAUCCGCAGGCUCCAUUGGUACUCCAAAGAUUCUGCAACUCUCAGGGAUAGGAAAUGCAGCAGAUUUGAAAAAACUGAACAUCCCCGUUCUAAUCAACAAUACAGAUGUAGGAAAUAACCUGUUCGAUCACACGCUCCUUCCCAACAUCUUCGUUGUCAAGGAUGCAAACGCUAACAACACUUUCGACAACUUGCUUCGAGAUCCAAACCAGAUUAGCAUUCAAACUAGCGAUUGGCUCAUAAAUAAAACCGGCCUUUUUGUCAACAAUAUAGCGAAUAAUUUUGGAUUUGCCAGAAUAGCAUUGAAUGGGAGCGCGGAUCCUGCUCCUGGACCCAAGUCUCCCCACUAUGAAAUGAUUUUUGCCAAUCUGUUCUUCCAAAACCCUGGCCCGUUCAGACCUGCAACUGGAGGGUAUUUUACUAUCGGAACAAUGCUAACUAGCCCAGUAUCUACUGGGACAGUUAAGAUUUCCUCUACGAAUCCGUUUGACCCCCCGAUCAUUGAUCCCAGAUACCUCACCAACCAAUUUGAUAUUAUAGCAAUGAGAGAAUCGGUCAGGGCCAUUUUACGAUUUACUGCAGCACCUGCCUGGAGUGAUUGGAUUGCCGGUCGCUUUGGACAAGCUUUUCAGAAUGCCACAGACGACGCAUCCAUUGAUGCAUAUGUCAGAAAUCUCACGAUAUCAGACAUGCAUCCAGUCGGUACUGCUUCGAUGUCGAUAGCUGGGACAUCUGGCGUUGUAGAUUCCAAUUUAUUGGUAAAGGGGGCCGAUGGACUUCGGAUCGUUGAUGCAUCUGUCUUUCCUAGGAGUCCUAGUUUACAUUCCCAAGGGCCUGUGUACUUGCUUGCUGAACGAGCUGCAGAUAUAAUCAAAGCAGCUCAGAGGUCAACGACCUCAUCUACGACAUCGUUAUCUAUUACACCUACUGUAACUUCAUCGAAGACGUCGUUUCCUGUUACUAGUACUCCAGCGUCUCCGGGAACAGUACCCGAAUUUGGCCAAUGUGGUGGGAUAGUGUCCCACCCUUCAACUGUGUUGUUCUAA